GGGCGUUUGUUCAGUAGCUGCAACAAUUGUCGUUGGCAAUGUCGGCUUUCUAGAUCCAGAACUGCAGCAUUAAGGGACACUCCAUCUCGAUGAUAAGUUAGCACUAGAAAAUAGCUCUUUUAUCCCGAUAAUUGCAACAUUAGCUAUGUACGUAAUUGAGAAAGCUGACAUCAGCGUCUAGUCCCCGGUACCACUGGGCAUAAGGCGACUUGCACCAUUCCCCACAGAGUCCCACACAAUUAGGAGAUUAAAAUUGCCUUAUGCACUAGCUAUCCAUAAUGGAGAUACCAAUUUCGAAUAUACUACUGCUGUGCUUGACCUUCCUGCUUAUUGGCGGGGUACUAAUGAUUCUUCUGCAGUACUUGCUUUUCAUUAAAUUCUCUAACCUUCCCGACGAAACCGAGGAGCAGAAGCAGAUGAAUGCCAAAUACUCGUUGCCACUGAACAUUAAGCAAACAGCACGAAAGCUGAAGGGACUGCCCAAUAUCAGCCCUGGGCCCGGCAAUGGGUGCGAAAAUCGGCAGAACACUCUGGAAGGAGCUUCGGCCCUCAUAUCGCUUAACUUUGUAAUGCAGUUCCUCUUUCAUGAGUUCAGAAACUCUAACCGGGUGCGCAAGUGGUUCUACCGGAAACUGUCGAUCGAACUGGACGAGUUAAUAACAAAAACGACUACGGGAAAGCUUCUUGACAAGCUUACAAUCAAGGAGCUCGAGUUGGGAGACCAGUUUCCAGACAUCAAAUCCCUUUCUGUUCAGAACGUUGAGCUGGACAAAGGGGAGAAUCGUAUUGAGAACUUAGACCUGCUAUUGGAUAUAAAUUAUGUGGGAAACUUUUCCACUUCCAUCGAUGCCGACAUGGUCCUGGGCAAAAAGGGUUCUAUUAUGUUGAAAGUUAAACAACUGUCCGGCAUGGCGCGUCUGCAGUUCACAAGGAAACCUUACACGCAUUGGUCCUUAAGCUUCUUGGGUGACCCAGAACUGAUCCUCGAUAUUGAGUCCAAAUACCAGGGACGGCAGAUGCAGUCGAACAUCACCAACCUUAUCUCCAAUCAGAUUCGAAAAGCGGUGCGCAGGAAACACACUCUGCCAAACUAUAAGCUGCGGUACAAGCCGUUCUUUCACUGGACCGCCGAGGACGAGUCCAGUGACUGCGACAUCCAGCCAAACGGGCUGCUGACCGUCCGGGUGGUUGAGCUAUCGCGCCUUAUAUCCUGCCCCGAGAUGGGCGACACAUACUGCACCCUGACCUUGGCCCCAGUGCCCUUGAUUGAGGCUAACCAGCACGACAGUCGUCACGUUCUCAUUUCGAUGGAUGUGUUUAUACAUAAGGCGAAAAAUCAGCAGAUUGGCAUUGUCUUUAAACAGAACGCAAGCCAGGCAAUACACAUUGAAUCGGUAUUACCAAACACACCUGCCUGCAAAUCCAACCUGCAGGCUGGGGACGUCCUAGUAGCCAUCGAGGGAAAGCCCGUGACGACGAUCCAACAGAUUGCCAAGGUGGUCAAGACCUUACAGGCUACCGUCUUCAGUCUGCGCAUAGAACGGAUUAUUUCAGGCAUUAUCCGUAAUGAUGCAGUGCUUGAGGACCUGGACAGAUACGACGAUCUGUGUGAUUUACCCCUCCCCAACCCUCCGAAGUCCGACACCAUCGAACUCGGAUCUACUGAGCUGGUUCCCAGGUGCUUGACAUUUAAAUCCGGACUUGGUAGUACUCCUACGAGCUCUCCGAAGAAGUCUAACCUCAUUGCCAAAGCCAUUAAGAAAACCAUGAGCCGUGAAAGUGGCGACAAAGAAAAGGAUAGAGAAAGGGAUAAAGAAAAGGAGAAAGAUAGGGAAAGAAACAAAGCGGAGGAGCCGGAACAAAUAGGCGAGGAAGUCAAUUACUUUUAUCAGCAUUCGACUAUUGACUGCCCCUUUAGUCCAUUGAUCCAGAUGGACGACACGUGCAGCUUCCAGUUGGAUAAUAAUAGCCGUUUCCUCAACGUCUGUGUAUUUUCCAAGUGCGCCGGUGAAAGCAUAUUGUUGGGCUACAACAAUGUCCCGAUUAGCCAGGUCCUUGUAGAGUGCUCGGAAACGAGCCUAAACCAGUGCCUCCGACAAAUAGCUCUCAACCCAGCUACUCUGCAGGCUGCCAAAAUGCAUACUCUAUCCAAUCAGUCCGGAUUCAACCCAAACCUUUGUUUUGGGGACAUUCUUUUCGGUUUCUCUUGGAUAGGGAACCCCAACGUUAUAGUGGGCGGAUCCAAAUCUCCCUCCCCGACUAGAAACAUAUCGACAAGCGGAGACCAGGGCGGGCUAGAAAUCCACUUAUCGGAAACCAUGAGCAUGAAAUCAGCUAGUUCCAUGUCCGACACAACAGCUGUCUGGGGGUCGACUUCUGCUAUGGUUAUCCCUCGAGCACACAACUUUGUGAGAACUCAUUUCCAUCGAGCCACCCAAUGUGACUUUUGUGGCAAGAAGAUCUGGCUAAAGGACGCGAUGCAGUGCCAAGAGUGUUCCAUGUGCUGCCACAAAAAGUGCAUAGCGAAGUGCCAGAACGCCACAGUCUGUGGCCCGGUGGACUGCUCUGGAUCGGUACCAGCUUCGAUGCCAGCUGUAGCUCCAUCUGUUGUUACCAAGCCGGAGUUUACCAUCACUCAAGCGGAUAACUUAGAAGUUCUCGAUGAUCGAUCCAGUUCCGUCAUAGACGAUACAGCCGUAGAAGGGGCGGCCGGAGAACAAGCACAGGUCCAAUGUGCGACACGCAUGGACUUGCAUAGGUCGAGUCUGACGGGGAUGCUGGCGCAGGGAAUCAAAAGGCAGGCAAGCAACCUUGACAUUCCAGGCAUAGUGUCUUCACUGACGGGCAGUGGAGGCCUUCAAAUUAACUCAAGGAGCCUCCCCCCGAGUCCCCAACAUACGCCCUCGCGGAAAUCAUCGAUGGUUGAGGACCAGAACCCUUUUGAGAGGGUUACCCAGUACCUAGAGGCUCUUCCAUCUGAAUGUACUCUCUUAAACUUUGAUCAAGUCAUGGACAUUACAGAACCGAUCAUCCGACACACUCAAAACGAGGAUCUAAUGAACUUAGCCAAGACAUCUAGCAAGCAAUUGUAUGCGACCUCCCCAUCAGAUGAACGUGUAGCCAAGAUCAACGAACUGCUGAGCAAAAUAAGGGUAGCGCUGGACACGGAGACUGAGGGUUUCACCAUGAUGAAUAAUGCGGAAAAGACCACAGAGACGUCGCCAUGGAAGUCCGCGCCCAAUAUAGAGAAAAGUUCUGAUGACAGAGUCCAGGCACUCAGUAUUAUUAUGCUAUACCUGUGUACGGGGCUGCAACGUGCCCAGGAUGGGGUCCCGCCAUAGGCUUAUCCACAGGCACUGACGAACUAGGUGUAUUCACAUUUUUAUUAUUUUUAAGUAGACUGUAGACUGGAAAUGUAAAUUUAUGGCCAUUUUAAAUCCGUGUUGUGGAAUACUCACGCAAAAGUAUUUUUUAGCCAAGUAUUCUUAGGUAAUAUUCCUGGGUGAAACUAAGUACUGAGAAACUAAGUACUUUUAAAUUAUCAGUCAUAUUUAAAAUACAUAUGUCCGUCUAUCUGUUUUAAGAAAAGUAUCUGCUUAUGUGUCAGAAAUAAUUUUAGUUUAUAAGUUCCAAAGAAGACAACCAUUAGAACGCGGAAGAAAGCGAAUUUGGCACACUAUCCUCGAGUACCGCGUACAUAACAGUCGAAACACUCGACUUUAGCGGUUUUUACUUAUUUAAAUAUUUACUCGUUUGUUCCUAUCAAAGUAAACGCUUUGUCAGUUGAAAAAAUGUACAUAUAAGAUACGGGGUACAUUACAAAUCUAUAUUUACAUAGUCUUUUAAAAUCGUUUUGACCAAUAAAAGCGUUAAAUCUCAAA
Molecule: messenger RNA, 3881 nt
Organism: Drosophila bipectinata
Lineage: Eukaryota; Metazoa; Arthropoda; Insecta; Diptera; Drosophilidae
Gene: Pdzd8
Product: PDZ domain containing 8
Biological process (GO): mitochondrial calcium ion homeostasis
Cellular component (GO): mitochondria-associated endoplasmic reticulum membrane contact site
Molecular function (GO): lipid binding; protein binding
Source: RefSeq, a predicted model, not a curated record